AUGAAAAAUUGUUCUCAGUCUUUUUUAUUUACUACAAAGUUAUCUUAAAUCAUUCGAAACGGAUGCACAGUUACUUUAACUGUCUAUUAAGAUAAACUUUCCUUAAGUGGACUGAAGAAAUCAAGUAGAAGUGAAAAAAUUGAGAAAGAAAUCAACUUUUAAACUACACAUUAUGUUCUAAAUUGGGAAUACUCUAAGUAAGAUUAAACUUAAUUCAUUAUAGCCAUUCUAAAGCUAUUGAAGGUUUCAGUCUCUGUAAGUAAAAUACUAGAAAGUACACCUUCGGUGGAAGCAGUGACCAGCUCAGCUAGUUAAAAAAUAUUUUAGGAGGUUUAAUAGCUUUCUAAAAUUGGGAAAAAGAUUUUAAGUAUGUAAAGCAUAUCAGAAACAACUAGAAAUGUUAGGUAUACUUUUUUUACAAUUAUUUUUUAAGAUAAUCCUUGCCAAACAUGAAAAUUAGUAUUAAGUUCUAAAAAUAAUCGAUUUCGAAUAUGUGAAUAACCCAUACAAUACAAUAUAAACUACAGAAGAAUUACAGGCUCUUAAGCUUAUAUAGAAGUACCCUCAUUCAAAUGUACAUGGAUUCAAUUCGUAUUACAUUGAUGAAAUGAAGUGUUACCUUGUCAUGGAUUACCUACCUUAUGGUACUCUAUAUGAUCUUUAAAAGAUGUAUAACUAUAAAAUUCCAAUUGAGAUCAUCUAAGAUGUGAUGUAAUAGCUUUUGGAGGGUAUUAUAUUUUAUUAACAAAAUUAGGUUUAAAUCAUUUGCAUUAAUUAAAAAUCAUACACAGAGAUAUUAAAUAUGAUAAUAUCAUGAUUACCUCAUUUAAUCCAAUUCAGAUCAAAAUUAUCGAUUUAGGACUCUGUGUGAUCAAUUAACCCUCUAAUUCCAGAGCUGGAACUGGGGGAUACAUUGCACCAGAGAUUUUUUUAUCAACUAAAAUUACAGAUAAAAUUGAUAUCUUUAGUGCCGGAGCUGUUUUUCAUAAAUUACUUGUUGGUAAACCCAUUUAUGAAGAUCUUGGUUAAAAUCAAAUUGGUAAUAUUCGAAUCAGUUCACAUAUACAAAAUAAAAAUGCACUUGAUCUUUUGCAUUAAAUGCUCAACUUUGAUCCAAAAUUAAGAUAUAGUGCUUAAGAUUGUAUAGCACAUCCCUUCUUUACAGAUGAAUCAGAUUCUCUUUCUUCGAAGUAUUUUAUAAUUUUAAUUUAGAACUUAAUUGUAUUAGUAUCUAUCUCCUAAACAAGUAAAGCUGUAAGUCUAGACUCCAGCUACAGAUUUUAUUUCUAAUCAGAAUAUUUUCCCCUUUAAACUUAAUUGACU
Messenger RNA from Paramecium sonneborni, 1323 nucleotides. NCBI's taxonomy places the organism in Eukaryota, Ciliophora, Oligohymenophorea, Peniculida, Parameciidae. The record is from the annotation of a GenBank genome assembly.